Molecule: messenger RNA, 1444 nt
Organism: Arabidopsis lyrata subsp. lyrata
Lineage: Eukaryota; Viridiplantae; Streptophyta; Magnoliopsida; Brassicales; Brassicaceae
Product: OTU domain-containing protein 5-A
Exons: 5
Coding region: 151-885 (244 amino acids)
Biological process (GO): protein deubiquitination
Molecular function (GO): cysteine-type deubiquitinase activity
Source: RefSeq, a predicted model, not a curated record
UCAUUCUUGUAGUAUAUAACAGGACAAUAAUUCACAAUUAACCGUGGGUGAAAAAAAAAAUCCAAUUAACGUUAAAUCUAGCCCUAAUCUUUUCUAAGAGAGAAGAGACUCUGUUUUGUAUCAAUCAUCGAUCAAUUCCAACUCUAAAAGAUGCCUAACACUCAGACGACGAAGUCGUUGUGUUUGGACGGUCUUAGUGAUCGCGAAAUACUUGAGUAUAGAUUGGAAUGGGAAGGUUACACCGAAAUCAAGAUGAAAAGUGAUGGAAAUUGCCAAUUCCGUGCUUUAGCUGAUCAACUUUAUCAAACCUCGGAUUGUCAUAAACGUGUUAGACAAGAAAUCGUAAAACAGCUUAAAUCUCAUCCAAAGAUUUACAAAGGGUUUGUGAAUAAUAUGGACUUCUCCCAGUAUGUAAAGAAUAUGUCCACUAACUCCGAAUGGGGCGAUGAAGUCACAUUGAGAGUCGCUGCUGAUGUGUAUGGAGUCAAAAUAGUACUCAUUACAUCAAUCAAACUUACUCCAUUCAUGGAGUUUUUGCCCAAGUCUCAAAAAGAACCCGACAGGGUCAUUCAUUUGAGCUAUCUCGCAGGGAUCCAUUUCAACUCCAUCCACAAAAAAGGAGGUUCAGGUUUAUCUUCAUCAUCUGGUUCUGCCUCGAUGGAGCUACAGAGGAAGAAGGAGAAGAAGGAGAAGAAGCAGAAGAAAAGGGAUGAAGAUGAGAACGAAAGGAAGGAGAAGGAGGAGAGGAAAAAAGAGAAGGAGGAGAAGAAAAAAGAGGAGGAGAAGAAAAAGGACAAGGAGGAUAAGAAGAAGGCGAAGGUGAAAAAGGAGAAGAAUGAGAAGAAGAACAGAAAUCACCAUUUUCACUUCUCUGAUUUCAUGUAAAUGCUUGAACAAGAGAAUGAUUUGUUUUACUAAAUUAAGAGUAGUCUGCAUUUGACAAGUUGUAUGUUAUUAUUGGGCUUUGUUACUUUGCGGUUGCUUCUACUCUUAUAAGUUAAUAAUAUGAGUAGCUUAACAUAGUCUCCGCACCUUGGAAACAUGUUAGGCCAAAAGCUGACAAAUGCAUUACUUGCAGAGACCUGAUGCCAUUGUCCGCAGCCACAAAGUCUAUAAGAGGAACUCUAGAAUUCUACAUAGACAACUUCGUAGAAAUAAGCAAAAAGACCAUCAACAAUUCGUCUUACCAGAGAUGGGUUUAUGGGGAAUGGACUUAUUUCCUUUGGCCUUUGACCUGAUGUUGACUCUGCCUAAUUUUGCUGUAACAUGAAUCUGACCGGGACCAUUGGGUAUGCUAGUGAUACCAGAAGUCAGAGGCAUAAUCCAUGUGCAUAUUUAAACGAAUCAUUUUGUGUUAAUAUUGAAUACAUAUGAGUACAGAUGAUUGAACCAAACAAAGCUAAUCAGAAGUAGACUUUUUGUUCGAUAAUUUGAAACUGCAGUG